AACGACAAGAAACUCCACUAUACUUCGCGGUCGUCAUACCCUUUCGUUGUGACCUCUACAUCGUCGAGCCUAGCCUGCACGAAGCUCUUUAAAGCACUCUAGUUCCUACAUAUUCUGCACACACACGUCGCUAUAGUUCAAAGAGACGGGGGUUAACUACCGGACGAACUGUGUGUGCUGCGAACAGAGUGUCUCGAAAAAAGGAAAUACGAUCUCAUUGCGCAUUCCUUCAAUAUGUCGCAGCCAUCGUGCAAGGUAUUCCGACGGAUUCCGGAGGAUUUUUUCUCAGCCAAGUACGACAAUGAUCCUAGCCGUUCUAUACCUCUGACUACCAUCGCUCUCUCAAGAAAUUGCGCGUCAUCAGGUUGUCCCUUCUGCACUAUUCUUAUGGCUAGCGCUGAUCCGUCGUACCUUCCAGAAGAGUUCUUGUAUACCCAAGACAUGAACUUGAGAAGAGCAAGGAAGGACCCCACACAGUCUUUUGAGCUUUGUAUAGGUUACGACAAUUUUUCAUGUACACUCUUCUAUCACGUACCGCCUGAAUGGAGAAUUCCACCUGCUGAGUUGAAUAAGCCUUGGGAUGAAUUGACGCUCAUGCGAACAUGGCUGUCUAAUUGCGCGACCAAACACCCCAAGUGCAAGCAAAUUGCUAGUCAAGGAUCUCCAAAACGUGUCCUCGACGUUAGAGCCUUUGCGAAUUCAAACGACAUUAGACUGGUAGACUGGCAAAGCGUUCCGACUACAGCGAAGUAUGUCACCCUUAGCCAUUGUUGGGGUCCAGUCAAUCAACGCCCAAUCUGCACAAGCAAAGCCACCUUAAGUGACAGAAUGCUACGGAUCCAAUUCAAAGAUCUUUCGAUGACAUUUCAGGACGCCGUCAAGAUCUGUCGGGAUCUAGACCAGCAAUAUCUUUGGAUAGACUCUUUAUGCAUUAUUCAAGACGAUCGCGAAGAUUGGUCACAGCAAGCAGGCGCUAUGGCUUCUAUUUACGGUGGAUCAUUUGUCACUCUGGCUGCACUCAGCUCUGCAGACAGCACUCAGGGCUGCCGGACCAGGUCCAGGAAUGCAGGAAUGCCAAAGUUAUCGCGAUACCAAGAUUUCAGCUUCGGUUCUCAACGCGUCAGAAUUCUAGAACACUCGCCAGCUUAUUGGAAUGAGGAAUAUGAGGGCUGCGGAUCUAACCCGUUACGUACGAGAGCGUGGACACUACAAGAAAGAGAUCUUUCAUUGAGGUGUAUCAACUUUGCUCAGGGACAACUGCUUUGGCAAUGCCGUACUAUGAAGGGUUCAUCAGAGCUUCCGUGGCACGAGAUGAUACAUGAGCACGACGACUUCGUCCCCCUACCGCUUGUACUCAAUCAAGAAGAAGACUUCGCCUCUGGUCGUCCAGCCUCUCAACGUGAUCACUGGUUCAAAUUAGUUGAAGAUUACUCUUCCAGAAACCUGACGAAGGAAACCGAUAAACUGCCUGCUUUAGAAGGCCUAGCCUCCAAGUUCUUGGCGGAACAAAAUCCUGGAAAAUGUAUUUUCGGCAUUUGGUCAAAUCACUUACCAUCAGCACUUCUUUGGAGGACCUUCCCGCCCUACAACAAUAACCGAGACCAGCCUGUUAGCCAAUUUACUGCCUUUUUGCCUCGUCGUCCACAGGUUUACAGAGCACCGAGUUGGUCAUGGGCUUCCAUCGAUGGAGAGAUCAGCUAUGAGUGUCAAAGGAUUGGCCUUUGCGACGACACAUGCCGUGACUGCGACAGUAGUUAUGGGAAUUUCGAGAUUACAGAUCUUCAUGACAAAUCAACAGCAGCGUUUGGUACCGUUGAUACCCCUUCGGAUGCCCCAUUACAAAUGCGAGGUAACAUUACCGAACUUCAGAUUGACAUGCAACCAAUCGAUGGUUGUUUCUUUGAAGGGAUUCGACGUCUUAUUUCGGCAGAUGGUACCACAGUGGGAACAUUUUAUCCAGAUAUAGUUGAUGACUUUCGAUUCAUGCGGUCUGUAUAUGUCUUGAGCAUUCGCUCUGAGCCAUAUCAUUCUUUUGUUGAUAUACCUUACUCUCUCUUUGGAGAGAAUUGUCAUUUAGAUGACCCGGUAAGCUGGAAUGAACAAAACCUAAGAAUGGGGCUCGCUUUGCUGCGAGCAGGGCCAGGUGAAAUAUACCGACGUGUUGGUUUAGUGCGCUGGUUGAAAGAAGAGGUCUUCGAUGGCACGCUGGCUGUAGAACUGAGUGUUGUCUGAGUUGAAAAAUCUUCAGUAGUUAUAAUUAAUGUUGAUCAUAAACGGAACAACGCAUUGAAGAGAAUGAUCUUCCAAAAUGAUCAAGUGCAAUAAGAUAGCCAUUAAUUUAAAAUAACACCCU
Molecule: messenger RNA, 2353 nt
Organism: Bipolaris maydis ATCC 48331
Lineage: Eukaryota; Fungi; Ascomycota; Dothideomycetes; Pleosporales; Pleosporaceae
Product: heterokaryon incompatibility protein-domain-containing protein
Source: RefSeq, a predicted model, not a curated record